Molecule: messenger RNA, 4464 nt
Organism: Micropterus salmoides (largemouth bass)
Lineage: Eukaryota; Metazoa; Chordata; Actinopteri; Centrarchiformes; Centrarchidae
Gene: adamtsl2
Product: ADAMTS-like 2
Exons: 19
Coding region: 181-3009 (942 amino acids)
Biological process (GO): extracellular matrix organization
Cellular component (GO): extracellular matrix
Source: RefSeq, a predicted model, not a curated record
CUCCCUCUGUCUCUCCCGCUUCACUCCACAGCGACAGCAGCGCUCACCAGCACACCACAACACACCACCGCUGUCGCUGGCACGCUAACACACACACACUCACACACACGCACGCACGCACACACACUGAGCGGCAUCCUCAGCACAGACCGAGACGCCCUUGGACUGCUGCAGGCGAGGAUGAGGGUGUGGUCAUGGGAACAGUGUGGGGAGACGGUCAUGGUCCUGCUGGGCUUCCUGACGCUGGCAGUAUCUGUGGGGAACCUGUCCACAAGGGGACUGCAGGAGGACGGCGUGGCGUCCAACAGUCUGGAGGAGGAGCUGGAGGUCACCACGUACUGGUGGGGGGAGUGGGCCAAGUGGACAGCCUGCACUCGUACCUGUGGAGGGGGAGUGAUGUCACAGGAAAGACACUGCCUCAAACAGAGAAAAAAAGUUGCUGCUGGGAAAGACAACAUGACCUGUACAGGAACUGCUAAGAAAUAUCAUCUCUGCAACACUAAAGAAUGUCCUGCGACGGGGAGGAGCUUCAGAGAGGAGCAGUGCUGGUCCUUCAACUCCCAGCUUUACAAUGGGAGGAACUACCAGUGGAAACCUCUGUAUCCUGACGACUACGUUCACAUCUCUAGUAACCCCUGUGACCUCCACUGCACCACCACCGACGGCCAGAGGCAGCUGAUGGUGAUGGCACGAGACGGCACUUCAUGCAAGUACAGCAGUUACCGCGGCGUCUGCGUGGACGGUAAGUGUGAGCCAAUCGGAUGUGACGGAGUACUGUUUUCCUCCAACACCUUGGAUAAGUGUGGGGUCUGUCAGGGGGACGGCAGCAGCUGCAGCAGGGUCACCGGAAACUUCCGCCGUGGAGCCAUGACUCUGGGUUACUCCUUUAUCACUCAAAUCCCUGAAGGAUCAUGGGACAUCCAGAUCAUUGAGAGGAAGAAGUCGGCUGAUGUUCUAGCUGUGACUGACCAGGCAGGCAACUUCUUCUUUAACGGGGCUUACAAGGUGGACAGUCCCCAGAACUUCCACGCAGCAGGAACCGUUUUUAAGUACCGGCGACCCAUGGAUGUCUACGAGACCGGGAUAGAGUACAUUGUUGCCAAAGGCCCCAUCGACCAGGCCAUCAAUAUUCUGGUGUGGAACCAGAACGGUCGCACACCGUACAUCACUUACGAAUACACCGUCCUUCGAGACUCCCUGCCACCCAUCCCACCUCCUCCACUCUACACGGGAUCAGACACCUCAGCCGGAGAGGUUUCUGUGGAGGUGGGGAGUCUGCUGCCACCGAACAGCAGUAUUUAUGACCAGGCGGCCCCUGAGGGCCAGUUAGAGCCGGGAGGGGCCGAGGUGCAGAAGGGCCAAGAGACCAACGAGGUGUAUGAGGAGACAGCGGAAAUCAGCUGUGACCAGGAUGUAGCAGCUGCCCCAAAAUCUACAGAAGGAAACAGCAGCCAUAGCACUGCCAAGCCUGCUACUGCCGGUGGCUCCCUGGAUGUGGUGCCAGACUCCCCAAAUCUCAUCUGGAGGGUUCUGCUGGAUGGCCGAAUUGGCCCAGAUGAGCUGCUCAUCAACAUCUCAACCAAUCAGCUGCUGACAGAGGGAGACAGUUUGUUCUCAUCAGAGGUGGGGCCAGUGGAGGCGGACCUGAGCAGCCUGGAGCAAGACAGGCUUAAUGAGACGCUGGAGUUUGCUCUGGGUCGCAAACGCAACGACAGCGGAGACAGUUCCUACCAGAACAAAACAGUGCAGAGUGGGGGAAGGACCUCCAGCCGCGCCAACAGAACAAGGGGGAAUCAAAGGAUUCACCAGAAGAACCUGAAGCUGAGUGCUGCUGACAUGUAUCGCUGGAAACUUUCCUCUCAGGAGCCCUGCAGCAUGACCUGCUCUAUAGGAGUGUCAAAGUCUUUCGUCACAUGUAUUCGUUAUGAUGGCAUCGAGGUGCACGAUAUGUACUGUGAUGCUCUGACCAGACCAGAGCCGGUCCACGACUUCUGUAUUGGGAGAGAAUGUCAGCCCAGAUGGGAGGCGAGCAGCUGGAGCGAGUGCUCAAGGACGUGCGGGGAGGGUUUCCAGUUUCGCCAAGUUCGCUGUUGGAAGAUGCUUUCACCAGGCCUGGACAGCUCGGUCUACAGUGACCUCUGCACCAUGGCUGACCUGGAGAGACCUAUGGAGAGACGGCCCUGCAAGAGCCCCGCGUGCGGCCCACAGUGGGAGGUGGCCGAGUGGACCGAGUGUCCUGCUAAAUGUGGCCGCAAAGCCCAGGUGAGCCGUGAUGUCCGGUGCUCCGAUGAGACCAGACCAUGUGACCCGAUGACCAAACCGCCAAAUAUCAAAAACUGCACAGGCCCUCCCUGCGAACGCCACUGGACUGUGUCCGAGUGGGGGCCUUGCUCGGGGUCAUGCGGCCAGGGGAAGAUGGUACGUCAUGUGUACUGUAAGGCUCCGGAGGGUCGCGUGGUUCCUGAGAACCAGUGCUCCGCGGAGAACAAGCCGCUGGCCAGCUACCCCUGUGGGGAGAGAGACUGUGCUCCACACUGGCUGAGCCAAGACUGGGAGAGGUGUAACACAACCUGUGGUCGUGGCGUGAAGCGAAGGAUGGUCCUGUGUGUCGGCAUCAGUGGAGGAAAGUUCCAGACCUUUGAUGAUGAGGCGUGUGGAGCCAGCGAGAAGCCUGAGGAGGAAAACACUUGUUUUGAAAGGCCAUGCUUCAAAUGGUACACCACCCCCUGGUCUGAGUGCACUAAGACGUGUGGUGUGGGUGUGAGGAUGAGGGACGUGAAGUGUUACCAGGGCAGGGAGUUGGUCCGAGGCUGCGACCCGCUCACCAAACCUGUGGCCAAACAGACCUGCACCCUGCAGCCCUGUCCCACUGAGCCGCCAGAUGAGAGCUGCCAGGAUCGUCCCUCUACCAACUGCCUGCUGGCGCUGAAGGUCAACCUGUGCAGCCACUGGUACUACAGCAAAGCCUGCUGCCACUCCUGCCGCGCCGUACGACCUCCAACCUCCUAGUCCAGGACACCACAGCCUCUCUCCACCCCGAAUCUAACUUCAGCACGAGGAAAGAAAUGGUUACGUUUAUGUACACGUGAUGCUACAGUUACUGUGAACAUUGAGAGGAAGCUGAAAGGCACCUGGAAGCACCUACCUGUUUUUAAGAAGCAGCGCUUCCUCCACUAGCUUGGUUUUACAUGGGUUCAUCUAUCAGUCGGAUAGUUCAAAUGAUUUAAGAUGAAAUCUGGUCAUCUUGAUAUCAGACAAAAACAUUUUGCCCUGUUGAUGUUUCAUCAACAGCAAUGUUCACAGAUACUGUACAACAGGAACACAUUUGUCAUUCUCUAUUUGCUCUUUUUCUUACAUCUUUUCCACUUUCUUUUUCAAUCACAAAUUGUAACGUAAAAUAGAAAAAGAAUAUGUUUAAUUUGAGGGGAACUUUACUACUCUACUACUCAAAUUUUGAUUUGUUACUAUUACUUCCCAGUGUGUGUAGGGAGGCCUUUCAUAAAACAUUGAAAUCACCUGCCGCAGCCUUUCGUCUCGAGACCUCUGAAACAUUUCAAAACAGAUUCGGCAAACAUAAAGAACAUUUAGUUAAGAAAAGACAUAUCCUAAGAUUUGUCCUAAGAAAUCUUUCUUUGACCAUCUCCAAUAUAAGAUCUCAUGCUAGUCCUGAGCCCUAUGUUGAGCCCCACAGCUGCCCUCACUCCUUCGCACCAUCGCACAGAAUAACAGGAUUAACUAAAAGAACAGACAGUUAAUGUUUCUCAUCAUCCUCAUCACAAUUCUCAUUAUGAUUAAACCGUAUUUCAAGCAUAAAGCCAGUUUCUGCCAGCUGUCAUUGAUUAUUUGUCUUCCUCUAACAACACGUGGAGUUGGAGACGAAGUGGAGUCGACACUCAAAUGGUCUUACAGACCUCCUUCAUCAGUUAGCAGCUUGCUCUUGUUGUGUUCAUCGCUACCAUGAAAAGAUGUACUAAAUUAUUGCUCAUCGGAAUAUACUGCAUGAUUGGAAUAUUUAAGACGGAUACUGUUUAUGAAAUAUUAUUUAAUUGUGUUUCAAUUUGGUGUCUGGCAUGUAAAAAGCUCAUAUUUCCAUUCCACCCCCUGCUGUUUGGCACCGUGCCGGUAGCCCUGCAGGAUAUGGAAGCAUAUUUAUUAGUCAUAGCACAUUUUCAUUUUAUCGCGACGCUCCUGAUGCCAGCCAAUGGUUAUUCAUCGGGUCAACUGAUGCCAGUUCUGGUCUGUGUGUGUGACAGAGGAGGAGAGAGUUCAUAUAAACACAGAAAGAAAGAUUCCUGACACUUGAAGUAUGGUUGAAAUGUAUUCAGACGUGUACAUGUAUGUCUCAUUUUUAACUAUUGUGUACUGUGUUUUUAUAUAACUGAUACCUCUUUGUACAAAACGUAAGUAUGGAAAUUGUGUACUGUUGAUAAUAUACUGACUUGUAUUUCAAUUAAAGAAGAGUUC